GGUUCACUUCCUAUAGGGACUGAAAACCAAGUGAGGAGAUGAGGGAUUACUUUGUUUAACACCAGAGAAUACAGAGAGGAUAGACACUGCCAAUAGAUCCUGACUGUCACCCAAGGAACAACAGCACAACAGUGGAAAGACACCAAAUUACUUCACAGCAUUGCUCAACACAAAGAAGUUUGGGCAGUGAAACCAUCAGCUGGAAAUCGAUUGGGUCAGGGGAACUCUGAUCUGUCAUCAGAUCUGAAACUCAGUAGUGGUGUGGAGCCUUCCCUCUGAAGGUUCGGUUGUAGGUGAUCGAACAGGGUGAGGUUGGGAAGGAAUCUGAGUGGGUCCAAAUGUGGUUAGAGCUUCAGUCAUUCAUCAAGCCUCAUGAACUGACUCACUCAUGUAGGUGAGAGCUGUUCAAGUGUGAUGAGGGCUCCACAGCCUUGUAAAAUCUUCUAAUGCACAAGGUGCAUCUGCUCUACAGCCACAUGGAAGAGAAGCUAUUUGAAUGUGAGAUGUGUGACCAAGAUUUUUCACAGUCCUCAAAUUUCCAAACACACCAAAGCAUGCAUACAGAGGAGAAGGCAUUCACUUGCGAACUGUGUAACAAAUCCUUCUCACAGUCAUCAAACCUCCGUGUACACCAACGUAUCCACACAGGAGAGAAGCCAUUCACAUGCAAAGUAUGCAAUAAGUCAUUUGCACAUUCAUCAACACUCCGUAAACAUCAACGUAUUCACACAGGGGAGAAACCAUUCACAUGUGAGGUGUGUGACAAAACGUUUUCGCGACCAUCAACUCUUCACGAACACCAACGCAUUCACACAGGAGAGAAACCAUUCACAUGCAAGGUGUGCGACAAAUCAUUCUCAUACUUAAUGAACCUCCGGGUUCACCAACGCAUUCACACAGGAGAGAAACCAUUCACCUGUGAGGUGUGUGACAAAGCUUUCACACAGUUAUCACACCUCCAGGCCCAUCAGACAAUCCACACAGGAGAAAAACCCUUCAAAUGUGAGGUUUGUGAUAAAGCUUUCCCAACAUCUACCAGGCUUCUGAUGCACCAGAGGAUUCAUACAGGAGAGAAACCGUAUAGGUGUGAAGUGUGUGAGAUGUCUUUCACGCUAUGCUCCGAGCUCCUGAUGCACCAAAGGAUUCACACUGGGGAGAAACCCUUCAAAUGUGAGGUUUGUGGGAAAUCUUUCUCACAGUCAUCGAAUCUUCAUGCACAUCAACGUAUUCACACGGGGGAGAAACCAUUCACAUGUGAGGUGUGCAAUAAAUCCUUCUCACACUUAAUGAAUCUUCGUGUACAUCAACGCAUUCACACAGGGGAGAAACCAUUCACGUGCAAUGUGUGUGCUAAAUCCUUCAGACAAUUGUCAAGCCUCCUUAGACAUCAGACAGUUCACACAGGGGAGAAACCCUUCAGAUGUGAGAUUUGUGCCAAAGGUUUUGCGGCCUCUACAACCCUUCUAAGACACCAGAGGAUUCACACAGGGGAGAAACCCUUCAGGUGUGAGGUUUGUGAUAAAGCUUUCACUCAAUCCUCUGGUCUCCUGACACACCAGAAGAUUCACACUGGAGAGAAUCCCUUUAAGUGUGAGUUCUGUGACCGAGCUUUCACAAAGCCUUCAGCACUUGUUCAACACCAACGUAUUCACACAGGGGAGAAACCAUUCACGUGUGAGGUGUGUGACAAAUCCUUUUCACAAUCAUCAAAUCUCCGUGUGCACAAGUGCAUUCAGAAAAAUGAGAAUCUAUUCACCUGUAAGGUGUGCAACAAAUCAUUCUCGCAGUCAUGGACUCUCCGUGUGCACCUGCGAAUCCACACGGGGGAGAAACCUUUCACAUGUGCGGUGUGCAACAAAUCAUUCUCACAGCCAUCGACCCUCCGUGACCACCAACGUAUUCACACGGGAGAAAAACCAUUCACAUGCGAAGUCUGUGACAAAGCAUUCAGGCAGUCAUCGAACCUUCGCGAACACCAACGUAUUCACACUGGGGAGAAACCAUUCAAGUGUGAGAUGUGCAAUAAAUCCUUCUCAUGGUUAACAAACCUCCGUGCACACCAACGCAUUCACACAGGGGAGGAAGCAGUCAAGUGUGAGGUAUGUGACAAAGUCUUCACACAGUUAAGGAGUCUCCUGCUACAUCAGACAACCCACACAGGGGAGAAACCCUUCAAGUGUGAGGCUUGUAAUAAAGGUUUUGCAACAUCCUCAACUCUCCUGAUACACCAGAGGAUUCACACAGGGGAGAAACCCUUCAAAUGUGAAUUUUGUGAGAUGGCUUUCAACCAAACCUCUGAUCUCUUGAGACACCAGUUGAUUCACACAGGGGAGAAACCCUAUAAAUGUGACGUGUGCAAUCGAACUUUCACACAGUCAUCGACACUUGGUAGACACAAACGCAUUCACACUGGGGAGAAGCCGUUCAAGUGUGAGAUGUGUAACAAAUUAUUCUCAGAUUCAUCGCACCUCCACAGACACCGACGGACUCACACUGGAGAGAAGCCUUUCACGUGUCAAGUGUGUAACAAAUCAUUCUUGAGAUCAUCAAACCUCCGUGCCCACCAAUGCAUUCACACUGGGGAAAUGCCAUUCAAGUGUAAGGUGUGUGGCAAGGGCUUUGCAGAAUCAUCAGCCCUGCUGAAACAUUGGCACAUCCACACAGGGGAGAAACCAUUCACGUGUGAGGUGUGUGACAAAUCAUUCUCACAGCUAGGAAACCUCUGUGUGCACAAAUACAUUCACAAAGUUGAGAAUCUCUAAUCAUGCUAAAUGUGCAAGAAAUCAUUCUCUGACUCAACAUCCUUCUGUGCACACCAACACACCCAGAGAGGAAAACCUUUUCCCUGCAAAGUGUGUAACAGUCCUUCUUAAGUUUGUCAGACCUUAUAUUCCAUCAGGGGAUCCACACAGAGGAGGAAGUCUUCAAUUGUGAACUUAGAGUGUUUUAUCUGCAAGAAGUUGAACCAUUUUGCACACAGUUGUUCUUCUUGGUGUUGUAGAUACUUAUAUAUGCAUGUCUUUGUUUUUUGUUUCCAGGUUUAAAUGGUAGAAUAUUAUUGCAAGGUGAAAGGAUGAACAAAUGGACGUAAUGCUGCAAUUGUACAGGGCAUCAAUGAGAUCAUUCAUGGAGUAUACAGUUUUACUGUACUAUACCAUGUACAGUUUUGGUCUCCAUAAUUAAGAAGGGAUAUAAAUACAAUAGAAACAGUUCAGUGAAGAUUCACUCAGCUAAGGUUGGACAGAUCAAGCCUGUGUCCAUUGAUUUUGGAGGAAUGAAAAGUUACUUAAUUGAAAUGAAUAAGAUCCUCUGGGGACUUCCCCGGGAGACCCUUGUAAUGUUCUGGGGACCUGGGUUCAAAUUCCACCAAGGUAGAUGGUGUAAUUUGAAUUCAGUAAAAAAGAAUUGUAAUUAACAGUCUAAUGAUGACCAUGAAUCCAUUGUCGAUUGUCAGGAAAACCCAACUGGUUCACUAAUGUCCUUCAGGGAAGGAAACUGCGAUCCUUAUCAGGCCUUGAUUGCAUGUAACUCCAGAACAACAGCAAUGUGGUUGACUGUUAACUGUCUUCAGGGAUUGGUAAUUAAUGCUGGCCUACAGCAGUGAGUGAAUAAAAACGAUCCCUCUGCACUGAAGCACUCUGACGUUUCUCUCCAUUUAGAUAAUAGGUUGAUUUUCUAUUCCUCCAAACAAACUGGAUAACCUCACACUUAUCCAUGUUAUACUACAUCUGCCAUGUUUUGGCCCAUUCACCUAAUCUAUCCAUUUUAAUUUGUAAGUUUCUUAUUUCUUUACUGCAACUUACAUUGCCACCUAUUUUACUGUCAUCUGCAAAUCUGCUAUAGGACCUUCAAUCCCUGCAUCCAAGUCAUUAAUAUAGAUUGUAAAUCAUUGGGCACAAUGAUCAAUCCCUUUGGUGCCCCAGUAGUUACAGCUUGUCAACUAGAAAAAGGCUCAUUUAUCCUGACCCUCUGCUUUCUGUUGUUUAGCCAGUCUUAUGUCCAAGUUCAUAAUUACCCUUAAUCUUAUGGAUCUUACUUAGUGUGCUAACCUUUUAUGCAGGACCUUAUCAAAUUCAUUCUGUAAGUCCAGAUAUACUACAUUUACAGGAUCUCACUUGUUACGUAUUUGAAGAACAUGAGCAAUUUAGUCAAACAUGAUUCACCCUUCAUAAAAUCAUGUUGAUUCUGAUGGACUUUAUUUUAACUUUCCAAAUAUCUUCUUUAAUAAUAGAUUUUAAAAAUUGACAGAUCUUAAACUGACUGUUUCCUACUUUCUGCCUCCCUCCCUGUUUUAAUAAGGGUGUUACUUUAACAUUUUUGAAAUCCCCUGGAACCGUUCUCUCAUCCAGGGGUAUUUUGAAUUAUUAUAACCAAUGGAUCUGCUAUCACUGCUGGCACUUACUUAUAGGAUAUCAGGCCCUGGGGAGUUAUCUGCCUUCAAUCCCAAUAAUUUGCUCAGUACUUAUUCCCUGGUAUGAUUAUUCUAAGUUCCUCAAUUUCUAUAACCUCUGCAUUACCAGUUUUAAUUGGGAUGAUACUAGUCCUCCGCCAUGAAAACAGAAGCAAAGUGUCUCUGCUAUUUGUGUUCCCCAUUAUUAACUUCCCAAAGGCAUCCUCCAAGGGACCAACAUUCACUACAUCUAUUUUCAUUCCAUUUAUAUACUAUUAGAAGCUUUUGAUAACUGUUCUUAUAUUUUUCUAGUUUUCUUCCAUAAUUUAUGUUCUGCUCUUUUUAUGAAAUUUUCAGUAACCGUGUGUUGAUCUUUACAUGUUUCCCAAUCUUUCAGCCUGGCACUUGCCUUUGCAACAUGGUAUGUCUUGGUUUUUGUCUUUAUAUUAUCUUUAGCUUCCUUGCUCAGCCAUGAUUUUUUUUUUCCCUCUCUUACAACCUUUCUUCCUUUCUGGAAUAUAUCUUCAUUGGAAACAAUUCAGUAUCUCCUUAAACAGCUAACGGCUUAUCAAAUGUCUUAACUUUUAGUCUUCCUGUCCUGUCCACUAGAGUCAGAUCUGUCCUCAUGAGUUUGUAAUUACCUUUGUUUAAUUCCAGACCUAUUUCUCACCCUCAAACUGAAUUAGAAAUUCUAGCAUGCUAUGAUCAUUCUUCUGAAAGGAUCCUUUUCUAUGAGAUCAUUAAGUAAUCCCACCAUGUUACAUAGUAUCAAAUCCAGAAUAACCUGCUCCCUGGUUGGUUCCACAACAUACUGCUCCAAGAAACAAUCUCUGAUACAUUCAGUGAACUCUCCCUCAAGGCUACCCUUGUCACUUUGAUUAAUCUAGUCUGUGAGUAUAUUAAAAGCAACCAUGCUAAAUUGCAACUGUAAAUGAUAACCCAUCAUGUGUGAUACAUUUUAAUUUUCUUCUGGCAGGUAAGUGUUGCAAAUACUUAGUCCAUGAUUCAUGCAUUGCAGAAUAUAAAUUUUAGUUUCAGGAUUAUAAUUUUUAGCUUGAAGGUUUAGAGUGAUCAGAAGGGAUACAGCUAUAAACCAAGAGGUCUUUGCUAAAGAACUGGAUGUAUAACUUUGAAAAUAAAUUUUCAGAAGUCUACUAUUUUGAACUAAUAUUUAUGGAUUUUAUCAAACCACCUUUUGAAAUAAUUCAGUUUGAAUUUCUGCUUGAUGGACAAGUAAUGUUGAAGGCAGCCUGAGAACACGAAAGGAACUGCUUGUGAGAUACUGUUUUUGAUGAAGUACAUGACCUUAAAGAUGUAAGAAAAAU
Molecule: messenger RNA, 5715 nt
Organism: Hemiscyllium ocellatum (epaulette shark)
Lineage: Eukaryota; Metazoa; Chordata; Chondrichthyes; Orectolobiformes; Hemiscylliidae
Product: zinc finger protein 721-like
Exons: 3
Coding region: 447-2762 (771 amino acids)
Biological process (GO): regulation of transcription by RNA polymerase II
Cellular component (GO): nucleus
Molecular function (GO): DNA-binding transcription activator activity, RNA polymerase II-specific; RNA polymerase II cis-regulatory region sequence-specific DNA binding
Source: RefSeq, a predicted model, not a curated record